Messenger RNA from Closterium sp. Yama58-4, 1533 nucleotides. NCBI's taxonomy places the organism in Eukaryota, Viridiplantae, Streptophyta, Zygnematophyceae, Desmidiales, Closteriaceae. The record is from the annotation of a GenBank genome assembly.
AUGGAGGAGGAGAUCCGCAGCCUCAUCGGCAUGGGGACGUGGGAGCUGGUCGAACGCCCACCGGGGGUCAACAUCAUGAAGAACCGGUGGGUGUUGACGACGAAGUACCACAUCGACGACACCGUCGAGCGCGAGAAGGCGAGGCUGGUCGUGAAGGGCUUCACGCAGGUGUAUGGCGCCGACUACGACGAGACGUACGCGCCGGUGAGCAGCUACGUCACGCUGCGGAUUUUCCUCAGCAUCGUUGCCGUCCUCGACCUCAACCUGAUGCAGCUCGACAUGAAGAAUGCCUUCCUGCAGAGCAAGCUCGACCGCGUGCUGUACAUGUACCAGCCAGACUACUUCAAUGACGGGACCAGCCGGGUGUGCAAGCUGCUGAAGAGCCUGUACGGGCUAAAGCAGUCGCCGCUGCUGUGGUACAAGGCUCUCAACGACGUGCUGGUCGGCGCUGGAUGGAAGAAGAGCCAGGUCGACGAGGCUCUCUACUUCAAGGUCGGCGUCGACAAGGUGACCUGUUGGGUGCUGGUCUACGUCGACGACCUGCUCGCCGCCAGCAGCAGUACCGCGCCGCUGAAGGAGCUGAAGGAGCUACUGGAGGCCGCCUUCGAGCUGCGCGAGAUCUCGCCGGUGCAAAAGUACCUCGGGCUGGAGAUCGUGCGCGAUAGGUCGGUGAGGAAGCUAUGGCUGCACCAGCAGGGCUACGCCGACAAGCUGCGUAGGCGCUUCCUCGACCAGGAGCAGACCGGGCGCACCCCCAAGACGCCCGUUUCGGUCAACGCCUACGCCGAGCUCACCUUCGACGACGAGGAGGCGCAGGAGCGCCAGGAGGAGGAGUACCGGCAGAAGGUCGGCUCGCUGCAGUUCGCGGCGACGACGACGAGGCCGGAUAUCGCCUUCGCCUGCAGCAAGCUGGGGAGCGGACUCACGGUGAGGAGCGACCAGCACUGGCGCGAGGUCGACCGCUGCCUUGCCUAUCUCGCCAACACGCGUGACACCGCCUUGGAGUUCGGCGGUGGACCUGAGUCGUUGGAGCUAGUCGGCUACGUGGACGCCGACGACGCCGGCGACAAGCAGAACCGGACGAGCACAGGUGGCUACGUGUUCGUCUACGGAGGGGCCGCGGUCUCCUGGUCGAGCCAGCGCAUCAAGUGCGCGACGCUGUCAUCGACCGAGUCGGAGUACGUGGCGGCCGUUGAAGCCAGCAAGGAGGGACGCCGACUUCGCUUCCUCUUGGCAGAGUUCCGGCAGCUGGAUGCUGGGAAGCCGACUGUCCUCCGGGUGGACAACAAGUCGGCCAUCACAGUUGCCGAGGGCAUGGGGUUGACGAGCAACCUCAAGCACAUGGAGCGGCGACAGGCCUGGCUGCAGCACAUGGUGAAGCGGGGGAAGUUUUCGCUGCAGUACAUCCCGACUGCUGAGCAGCCGGCCGACUUCUUUUCGAAGGCGCUGCACUAUCCGGCCUUCAACCGGUGCUCCGUUGCAAUCGGCCAAGUGCGCCUGGCCGACGUCGGCGAUGACGACGUGCAGCAGUAG